Molecule: messenger RNA, 5476 nt
Organism: Sapajus apella (tufted capuchin)
Lineage: Eukaryota; Metazoa; Chordata; Mammalia; Primates; Cebidae
Product: zinc finger protein 91-like
Exons: 4
Coding region: 707-3703 (998 amino acids)
Biological process (GO): negative regulation of transcription by RNA polymerase II
Molecular function (GO): DNA-binding transcription repressor activity, RNA polymerase II-specific; RNA polymerase II cis-regulatory region sequence-specific DNA binding
Source: RefSeq, a predicted model, not a curated record
GGCUGACCCAGAAACCCUGUCAGAGUAAUGACAUGUAGAUAUGAGAAUCUCCAGUUUUCCCUUCCUCCUCUUGCUAAAAGGCCCAAAAAUUUCCUCUUACUAUAAUGACCAAAGAUGCAGGUAAUAUCUUGCUAUUCCAGCAAUCCAGUACCUAAAACUGCAGAUCCAAAUUCUGAAUCUUGAGAUUUGGGGGAAAAAAACCUUUUAUUUGAGAAAUACAAAUUCUUUCAGUUGUCAAACUCAGAUACAUUAAAAUGAGAGCAAAAUUUUGUCAUUUUUUUCACCUUUGAACUAUAUUUAUCUCUUAAAGUUGUUUGCUGUUGCCAUUAGUAGCUACAAAUAAAACUACUAAUAUCACACUGGGUACCAUAACCAAAACCCUAAAUCUUGACUAUUUAUAUACAAUCAAUAAUUAAUGUUAUUUCUGUAAAUAAAUAAGAAUUUUUGUAUCAGCCCAUUCUCUGUCCUUUUUUUAACCCUUACAAAUUCACUGGUAACUACUGCUAAUUAAAGUAUAGAUUCCAGGCAACUUAAAUCUUUGCUGCCAAGUUACAGUCCUCAAAUUUGGCUCAAAUACACUGUCUACUCAUAUUCACAUUGACUUGGCUUUUUCUUUUUAGGUGGACAUAUCACUUAGAAUGUACUAGAGCAACUGUAAGAGGGGCUUUCUCAUUUGAUUGUACUCCACUUGCUGUAACACCCAAGAAUGCAGAGCCUGGUUGAUCCCACCUUGAAUCUGCACGGACCAUUGACAUUUAUGGAUGUAACCAUAGAAUUCUCUCUGGAAGAGUGGCAAUGCCUGAACACUGCACAACAGAAUUUAUACAGAGAUGUGAUGCUAGAGAACUACAGAAACCUCGUCUUCCUUGGUAUUGCUUUGUCUAAGCCAGCCCUGAUCACCUAUCUGGAGCAAGGAAAAGAGCCUUGGAAUAUGAAGAGGCAUGAGACUGUAGCCAAGCCACCAGUUAUGUGUUCUUAUUUUGCUCAAGACCUAUUGCCAGAGCAGGACACAAAAAAAUUAUUUCCAAAAGUGAUACUGAGAAGUUAUGGAAACUGUGGAGAUAAACAUGUACCACUAAGAAAAGUCUGUGAAAGUGUGGAUGGUUGUAAAAUGCACAAAAGAGUUUAUGGUAAACUUAAGAAAUGUUUGAUGGCUACACAGAGCAAGACAUAUUUAUGUUACAAAUAUGUAAAGGUCUUUUAUACAUUUUCAUAUUCAAAUAGAUAUAAGAUAAGACUUGCUAAAAAGAAGACUUAUAAAUGUAAAGAAUGUGGCAAAGCUUUUAACCGGUUAUCAAUCCUUACUGCACAUGAGAAAAUUCAUAGUAGAGAGAAACCCUAUAAGUGUAAAGAAUGUGGCAAAGCUUUUAACUGUUCCUCAGAUCUUACUAAACAUAAGAUAAUUCAUACUGGAAGGAAACCCGAAAAAUGUAAAGAAUGUGGCAGAGCUUUUGACUGUUCGUCAUACCUUACUAAACAUAGGAGAAAUCAUAAUGGAGAGAAACCCUACAAAUGUAAAGAAUGUGGCAAAGCUUUUAAGCGGUUAUCAAUCCUUAAUACACAUGAGAAAAUUCAUACUGGAGAGAAACCCUACAAAUGUAAAGAAUAUGCCAAAGCUUUUAAGUGUUCCUCAGACCUUACUAAACAUAAGUUAAUUCAUACAGGAAACAAACCCUACAAAUGUAAAGUAUGUGACAAAACUUUUAACCGGUUAUCAAUUCUUACUACACAUGAGAAAAUUCACAGUGGAAAGAAACCCUACAAAUGUGAAGAAUGUGGCAAAGCUUUUAACCGGUUAACAAUCCUUACUACACAUGAGAAAAUUCAUAGUGGAGAGAAGCCCUACAAAUGUAAAGAAUGUGCCAAAGCUUUUAACUGUUCCUCAGACCUUACUAAACAUAAGUUAAUUCAUACAGGAAACAAACCCUACAAAUGUAAAGAGUGUUGCAAAGCUUUUAACCGGUUAUCAAUCCUUACUACACAUGAGAGAAUACAUAGUGGAGAGAAACCCUACAAAUGUGAAGAAUGUGGCAAAGCUUUUAACUGUUCUUCACACCUUACUAAACAUAAGAGAACUCAUAGUGGAGAGAAAUCCUACAAAUGUGAUGAAUGUGGCAGAGCUUUUAAGUGGUUAUCAAUCCUUACUAUACAUGAGAGAAUUCAUAGUGGAGAGAAACCAUACAAAUGUAAAGAAUGUGGCAAAGAUUUUAGCUGUUCCUCACACCUUAAUAGACAUAAGAGAAUUCAUUCUGGAAAGAAACCUUACAAAUGUAAAGAAUGUGGCAAAGCUUUUAAGUGGUUAUCAAUCCUUACUACACAUGAGAGAAUUCAUACUGGAGAGAAACCCUACAAGUGUAAAGAAUGUGGCAAAGCUUUUAACUGUUCCUCACACCUUAGUAGACAUAAAAUAAUUCAUUCUGGAAAGAAACCUUACAAAUGUAAAGAAUGUGGCAAAGCUUUUAGGUGGUUAUCAAUCCUCACUACACAUGAGAGAAUUCAUACUGGAGAGAAACCCUACAAAUGUAAAGAAUGUGCCAAAGCUUUUAACUGUUCAUCACACCUUAGUAAACAUAAGAGAAUCCAUACUGGAGAGAAACCCUACAAAUGUAAGGAAUGUACCAAAGCUUUCACCUGUUCCUCAGACCUUACUAGACAUAAAGUAAUUCAUACUGGAAAGAAACCCUACACAUGUAAAGAAUGUGGCAAAGCUUUUAACCGGUUAUCAAUCCUUACUACACAUGAGAGAAUACAUAGUGGAGAGAAACCCUACAAAUGUGAAGAAUGUGGCAAAACUUUUAACUGUUCUUCACACCUUACUAAACAUAAGAGAAUUCAUAGUGGAGUGAAGUCCUAUAAAUGUGAUGAAUGUGGCAAAGCUUUUAAGUGGUUAUCAAUCCUUACUACACAUAGGAGCAUUCAUAGUGGAGAGAAACCCUACAAAUGUAAAGAAUGUGGCAAAGCUUUUAAGUGUUCCUCACAACUUAGUAAACAUAAGAUAAUUCAUACUGAAAAGAAACCCUACAAAUGUAAAGAAUGUGGCAAAGAUUUUAAGUGGUUAUCAAUCCUCACUACACAUGAGAAAAUUCAUACUGGAGAGAAACCCUACAAAUGUAAAGAAUGUGGCAAAGCUUUUAACUGUUCUUCAUACCUUAGUAAACAUAAGAUAAUUCAUACUGGAGAGAAACCCUACAAAUGUAAAGAAUGUGGCAGAGCUUUUAACUGCUCCUCAGACCUUAAUAAACAUAAGAUAAUUCAUACUGGAGAGAGACCCUACAAAUGUAAACAAUGUGCCAAAGCUUUUAACCGGCUAUCAAUCCUUACUACACAUGAGAGAAUUCAUAGUGGGGAGAAACCCUACAAAUGUAUAGAAUGUGCCAAAGCUUUUAACUGUUCUUCAGACCUCACUAGACAUAAGAUAAUUCAUACAGGAGAGAAACCCUACAAAUGUAAAGAAUGUGGCAAAGCUUUUAACCGGUUAUCAAUCCUUACUGCUCAUGAGAGAAUACAUAGUGGAGAGAAACCCUACAAAUGUAAAGAAUGUGGCAAAGCUUUUAACUGGUCCUCACACCUUACUAGACAUAAGAUAAUUCAUACUGGAAAGAAACCCUACAAAUGUAAAGAGUGUUACAAAGCUUUUAACCGGUUAUCAAUCCUUACUACACAUGAGAGAAUACAUAGUGGAGAGAAACCCUACAAAUGUUAAGAAUGUGGCAAAGCUUUUAACUGGUCCUCACACCUUACUACACUUAGGAGAAUUCAUAGUGGAGGGAAAGCCUUCAAAUACGAAGAAUGUGGCAAAGUUUUUAACCAGCCAUCAAGCCAAGAGAAUUUAUACUUCAGAGAAGCUUAAUAUGAGGAAUAUGGAAAAGCUUUUAACCAUUUCUCGAAUCUUAACAAAACAAUUCAUAAUGGAGAGAAAUCCUGCAAAUGUGAACGGUGUGGCACAGGCUUUGGUGUAUUCUUAACGUUUAGUAAACAGAAUUCAUGCUGAUGAGAAACCCUGUACAAAUGUGAAGAAUGUGGCAAAGACUUUUGUGAAUCAGCACUAAGUAAACAAAAUAUUUCAUACUGAAGCACAUGGAAAAGCUUUUUACCAGUUCUCAUCCCUUACUAAACAUAAGCAACUUCAUACUGGAGAGAAUUCUGACGCUUGUGAAGAAUGUGGCAGACUUUUUAACUAGUUCUUAAACCCUACAGAACAUAAAAUAAUACACAAUGGAUGGAAGCUACUAACCUUAAGAAUGUGACAAAGCCCUUAGUAUAUUGUUAACCAUUUCUAAACAUAAGGUAUUUCAUACUGGAGAGAAUUCCAACAAAUGUGAAAAAUGUGACAAAGACUUUAACAAGUUCUCAACAUUUAUUACACACAAUUCAUACUGGAGAGAAAUCAUACUAGCAUAAAGAAUGUAUCAAAGCCUUUUACAACUUCUCGAUUCUCAGGAGACAUAAGAUAAUUUAUUUUGAAGAGAAACUCUACAAACCUGAAAGAUGAGACAGUCUUUUCACAACACUUCAAACUUAAAAAUUAAAAUAAAUACAGUGAUCCUAGACCGCAGAAAUGUUAAGAAUCUGUCAAAACCUUUAAGUAGUUGUCACUCUUGAUUGCUAGUAAGAUAAUUGACACUCUAAAAAACUACUUGUUUGAAAAAUGCAACAAAACUUUCAGCUAGUACUCACAUUUUGUUGCACAAGAAAGCAUUUAUACUCGAGGAAAAUUCUACAAAUAUAACAAGUGGAAAAGCUGUUGAUACCGGCUCAUAUCUUACUCAACAUCCAAGAGUUUAUACUUAAUAAAAACAUUGUAAGUGCAAUUAUUGUCAAAAUAGCUUUCAGAAAAUAUAAGUCAUUAAAGUGAAGAAGAGCAUUCAUUUUUAAGAGGAACAUUAAAAAUAUAAAGAGGCUUGUAGUACCAUUACUUGUUUCAUAGAUGUUAUUGUGCAGAGUUUGUAUUAGAGAAAAGAACCUGAAGGAAUUUCUCAAAACUUGUUCAACAUCAGGGAAUUUAUAGUAUAUUGGAAAAAAACCCAAUACAUGUAAUGAGUUUAAAGAAUUAUUCAAAAAUGAUAGCUAAGAAAACAUCAGAGAGUUCAUAGUAAAAUAUAUGUUUACAGAUGCAGUAACUAUGAAAACAACAUUUACUUCAAAAUUAAGUCUAUGUCAACAUCAGUAAUUCACAGUACAAAUAACUAAGGCUGACCCUCCAGGCAUUACACUAAAUCAGAGUGUUGCAUAUAGAACAUCAUCCAAAAUUAAAGUUGUUAAAUAAAUUAUUGUUCUGUAACUUUAACAAAAGAAAAUUGGAGUGUUAUAAUUGCAUUCAAUUAUAACAUUCAAUAAAAGCCUUACAGAUUAAUUUUUGGAAAGUAAAUAAUGAUAUAAUUCAACUCACAGUUUACUUCAUGCUGUAUCUUUUAUUUUUAUGGUCAUAAUAAAAACUAUAUAAAAGUAUAAAUAAAAUACGUUUCUAUGUCCCAAA